Messenger RNA from Lotus japonicus, 1336 nucleotides. RefSeq names its product GDSL esterase/lipase At4g10955-like. The coding region runs from base 216 to 1244 and encodes 342 amino acids. Gene Ontology annotation, biological process: lipid metabolic process. The record is from RefSeq and is a predicted model, not a curated record. The transcript has 3 exons. Lineage: Eukaryota; Viridiplantae; Streptophyta; Magnoliopsida; Fabales; Fabaceae.
UUGAAUCGGAAAGCGACCAGAGUAACCUGUACCGAUGCAACCUCCACUGAAAUUGCAAUGCAACCUUCACCAAUUAACUUAUACCAACCAACCCUCUCUUCCACUUUAACUAUGGUCAGGGUCCACUCCUUUCAUUUUCAUUUCUUCAAUAUCAAGUUGAUCCAUUUUGUGAAGAUACUGAGAAGGAGGGUUGCUGGGGAAGUAUUUAAGGUGUAAUGGCCUCUGAGAGGGACUGUUUUAAACUCUCUGGACCCUUACAUCUAACUUAUAUUGACUGGAACAAUGCGCAUCAUCGAAAGUCAGUUGCUGCUUGUUUGAUUAAAGGUGUUUAUGUUCUAGAAAAUGACCGGCAAGCACGACGUGAAGGCCCCAAGGCUCUUGCUCUGCCUUGGUGGGCGUUCUUCCAUUUUCAGUUGUACAUGAUACUUGUUGAUGAUGUUGAUUCCUCCAUCUUUGGUGCAAUUUAUGAGUUCAAGCCUCCACCAUCCAUGUGCAAUCACGCCUUACAUAGAUGUCCAAGAUAUGUCAUUGCCUUUCGAGGGACUAUACCCAAGGCAGACUCAGUUUCGCGUGAUAUUGAGUUGGAUAUUCAAUUUAUCCGGAAUGGGCUUCAUCAAACUUCACGAUUUGAGAUAGCUAGCCAAGCUGUUCGAAACAUGGUGGCUGCUGUAGGUGGUUCCAAUAUCUGGUUGGCUGGCCAUUCUCUAGGAUCAGCAAUAGCAUUGCUUGCUGGGAAAACCAUGGCCAAGACUGGCAUAUUUAUUGAGUCUUUUCUUUUCAAUCCUCCAUAUUUUUCUGCUCCAAUUGAGAGAAUUAAGGAUAAUAAAUUGAAACACGGGCUUCGAUUUGCUGGCAGCGUGGUUACUGCUGGACUCGCCAUUGCUAUGAAGGUCAAGCAGCAGAAGAGUUUGUCCUUUGAUCCAUUUGCUGCUUUGUCUGCCUGGGUACCUAGCUUAUUUGUGAAUCCAUCUGACCCUAUCUGCUCGGAGUAUGUCGGAUACUUCGAACACAGAAGAAAGAUGGAGGAGAUUGGUGCAGGAAGCAUUGAAAAAUUAGCAACACAAAACUCUAUAGCUUGUCUAUUGAUGAGGGGGUUUGGGAAGGAAUGUGAACCUCUGCACCUCAUUCCAUCAGCUUCUCUGACAGUGAACUUAUCAAAAUCACGCGAUUUUAAAGACGCUCAUGGGAUUCAACAGUGGUGGAAGCCGGAUUUACACCUCGAAUCCAAGGUUCACAAGUACUAGUAUUUCUUGUCAUUGUAAUAUAUUAUUGCUGGGUGUAUAACUGUAUAUUGAUUGAGGCAUUGAGCUAUGUUAAUUACUUGAUUCUAGUUCUC